Messenger RNA from Anguilla rostrata (American eel), 9595 nucleotides. It is a transcript of the gene rapgef6, whose product is annotated as Rap guanine nucleotide exchange factor (GEF) 6. The transcript has 31 exons. The coding region runs from base 1000 to 5958 and encodes 1652 amino acids. The record is from RefSeq and is a predicted model, not a curated record. Gene Ontology annotation, biological process: small GTPase-mediated signal transduction. Gene Ontology annotation, molecular function: guanyl-nucleotide exchange factor activity; protein binding. NCBI's taxonomy places the organism in Eukaryota, Metazoa, Chordata, Actinopteri, Anguilliformes, Anguillidae.
UUUGCAUUUCCAUGGGAGUGGAGUUGCCCGCAGUCCGGGAGAAAACAGAGAGGAAAAUACAUCGAUGGAGAAUGAACUUCCAAUAAACAAGGAUUAAAUGCAUUGCUUCUUAGUUGGUUACGUAGGUAUUUUGACUCAAAAGAAGUUUAGUUUGACGGGGAACUGAAGGUUAAAACUUUGUAACUAGCUAGUUUUUUGUGCGAACAACACACAUGUUUAUAGCUGUAAGUUAACUGUGUUGGCUAUAAAGUUGAACGUGAUUGCAGGGACAAACUAUUGAAGUGAGUUAGCUAGCUUGCCUGUUAGCUCCAGAAACAUGUCUGAAAACUAGCCAGCUAGCUUGCUAGCUGUGUGCUACUUUACUGCCAGUUAAUUUUACAGUAGUACCAGUCAAAUCCAGAUUUUAUGUCAAGAUAGCCAGUUGUGUCAACAACAUAUUAAUUAUUGUUUUUGUCUUUUGUAAACUGAAAACUAUAUAAUCUUUCAAGGAACAUAACAGUGUAUUAGCUAGCUAGACUAGUGGUUUUAGUUUCAAUUGGACUAAGUUUGUUUGAGGAUUGGAUCUCUGGCCAAGGAUUAGACACCGAUUGAGAACAAAAUUUAACUUUACCCAGCGGCUGACUACUUGUUUAACCAUCUUCGGCUAGCUUUCUAACAACGGUGCACUGCCACAGUUCGCAGGAUAACUUAAGUGAAUGAAGACAUACGGGAAAAUGAAUUACUUUUUAAUUCCUGCAAGUCAAUUGCGAAUCUGUUCUUCCUUAAAUAAAACAUCUGGGAUUGUGUAGCACUAUUCGGCAGUUGUGGGAGAGACUGGUUAGCUGUUUGGCUUGGUUAAAAAACUAAUGCUCUACGGGAAAUCCUUAAAUCCAUGCUUGGACGAGGGAAAGGGCCACCAGUUGGGAGAUCAGCAGCUGAAAUAAAUUGGAGUUGUGGCUGACGAAGUUUUUUUUUUUUUUUUGGAAAUUGAAACAUCAAAUGCUAGCUACAUGACAGACAAUGACUGCUUUCAUGGAUAUUUCAUUCAAACAAGCUUUGAAGAAACCACCUUCUCUACGGACGGCAGAGGAUCUGAACACCAUCUACUGCCACCUGUACCACAUGGACGUGCUGUCUCACCUGCGGGAGCACCAGCUCAGGUCCAUGUGCACGCUGGCCCACUACGAGCGCUACGACGCCAACCACGUCCUGUUCUGUCCGGACCACCUCUCCACGUGCUGGUACAUCCUGCUGUCCGGCUCGGUGUUUGUGAAGGAGCACAUGUACCUGGCCCGCUGCUGCUUUGGGAAGCAGCUGGGAGGCAGAAGAGGCUGUGAAUGCAUCACGUUGGAGCCGUCCGAGAUGAUCGUGGUGGAGAACGGCCAGGAGGGCGGCGACGUGGGGCUGCACCGGGACGCCCCGCACCGCCGCUCCCGACGACGCUUUCGCAAGGUCAACCCCCGCGGGGAGAGGGAGCUGAUCACCGACGCACAGGGCUCCGGAGCGCUGACACUUCCUGGAGACCUCAGCAAAAUGCAUCUCACAGACCAUGCCCACCAGCAGGUGAUGCAGGUCCCGCCCAGCCAAUCAGGAUGCAGCAUCGCCAGCGACUCGGGGAGCAGCAGCCUAUCGGACAUCUACCAGGCCACGGAGAGCGAGAUGGGGGACGUGGACCUGUCGGGGCUCCCCGAGGCACCGGUGGACUCUGAGGAAGAGGAGGAGGAGGACGAAGACAUCGAGCGGGCGUCUGACCCCCUGCUGGGCCGGGACAUGGUGCGCGAGUGUCUGGAGAAGGAGCCCACGGACAGGAACGACGAUGACAUCGAGCAGCUGCUGGAGUUCAUGCACCAGCUCCCCGCGUUCGCCAACAUGACUAUGUCCGUCAGGAGGGAGCUCUGCACCGUCAUGGUCUUCGAGGUGGUGGAGCAGGCCGAGACCGUCGUCCUGCAGGACGGACAGGAGCUGGAUCUGUGGUACGUGAUCCUGAAUGGCUCGGUGGAGGUCAGCCACGCGGACAGGCUGGAGACCCUGUGCAUGGGAAACAGCUUCGGCAUCACCCCCUCCCUGGACAAGCAGUACAUGAGCGGCAUGGUGCGGACCAAGGGGGACGACUGCCAGUUCGUCUGCAUCGCCCAGGAGGACUACUGGAGGAUCCUCAACCACGUGGAGAAGAACACGCACAAGGUGGAGGAGGCGGGCGAGAUCGUCAUGGUGAAGGAGCAUCGCGAGCUGGACCGCACCGGCACCAGGAAGGGCCACAUCGUCAUCAAGGGAACUCCAGACCGGCUGAUCAUGCACCUGGUGGAGGAGCACUCGGUGGUGGACCCCACCUACAUUGAGGACUUCCUGAUGACGUACCGCACCUUCCUCAACAACCCCAUGGAGGUGGGCAAGAAGCUGCUGGAGUGGUUCCAGGUGGACAGCCUCAGGGACAAGGUGACGCGGGUGGUGCUGCUGUGGGUGAACAACCACUUCAACGACUUCGAAGGGGACCCCGCCAUGACGCGCUUCCUGGAGGACUUCGAGAAGCUUCUGGAAACCACGAAAAUGAAGGGCCACCUUCGGCUGCUGAACAUCGCCUGCGCGGCGAAGGCCAAGUGGAGGCAGGUGACGCUGCUGAAGCCGUCGCGCGAGUCGCCGCUCUUCUUCAGCCUGCAGGGCGGCAGCGAGCGCGGCUUCGGCAUCUUCGUGGAGUCGGUGGAGGAGGGCAGCAAGGCGGCCGAGGCCGGCCUCAAACGGGGCGACCAGAUAAUGGAGGUGAACGGGCAGAAUUUCGAGAACAUCACCUUCUCCAAAGCGGUGGACAUUCUGUGGAACAACACACACCUCUCCCUCACAGUGAAGACUAACAUAUUUGUGUUCAAAGAGCUGCUGAGCCGGAUCUGGCAGGAGAAGAAGAACGGCGGCCCCCACAUCCCCAAGAUCCAGGAGAAGAAGGGGAACCGCUACUCCAUCCCAGACCUGCCGGGGGACAUCGAGUUCCCCACCGACAAGGCGCACAAGAAGGCCAAGGCCAACACCAUGUCCGGCGGGCGGAACAAGAUCCGCAAGAUUCUGCUCAACACCCGCUUCAGCAUCCUGCCUCCCAAGCCCUUCAGUGACGGGGGCAUGAGCCAGUCUCAGGACGACAGCGUCGUGGGCACCAAGCAGUGCCGGCACAGCGUGGCCAUCAUGCCCAUCCCGGGGGCCCUGUCCUCCAGCAGCCCCGACCUGCUGCAGCCUGCCACCAGCGUGCUCGACUUCUCCAACCCUGCGGCUGCGAGCUUCUACUACAUUCCGGAUCAGGUGAUCCGCGUCUUCAAGGCGGACCAGCAGAGCUGCUACAUCAUCAUCAGCAAGGACACGACGGCGAAGGACGUGGUGUCGCAUGUGGUGAACGAGUUUGGGCUGGGGGCGGCGCCCGAGACGUACUCCCUGUGCGAGGUGUCCAUCAGCCCCGAGGGCGUCAUCAAGCAGCGCCGCCUCCCCGACCAGCUGUCCAAACUGGCCGACCGCAUCCAGCUCAACGGCAGGUACUACCUGAAGAACAACAUGGAGACGGAGACGCUGUGCUCGGACGAGGACGCGCAGGACCUGCUGCGGGAGAGCCAGAUCUCCCUGCUGCAGCUCAGCACGGUGGAGCUGGCCGCCCAGCUGUCCAUGCGCGACUUCGAGCUCUUCCGCAACAUCGAGUCCACCGAGUACAUCGAGGACCUGUUCAAGCUCCGCCCCCCGGGGGGCGGGGCCUCCGCCGGGCACCUCAAGCACUUCGAGGAGCUCAUCAACCAGGAGACCUUCUGGGUCUCCACGGAGAUCCUCAAGGAGCCCAACACGCUGAAGAGGAUGAAGACCAUCAAGCUCUUCAUCAAGAUCGCGCUCCACUGCCGCGAGUGCAAGAACUUCAACUCCAUGUUCGCCAUCAUCAGCGGGCUGAACUUGGCGCCAGUGGCCCGCCUCAGAGGAUCAUGGGAAAAGCUGCCGAGCAAGUACGAGAAGCUGUUCCGCGACCUGCAGGACAUCUUCGACCCGUCCCGGAACAUGGCCAAGUACCGCAACGUUCUGAGCGGCCAGAGCAUGCAGCCUCCCAUCAUCCCCCUCUUCCCCGUGGUGAAGAAGGACCUGACCUUCCUGCACGAGGGAAACCACUCCAGUGUGGAGGGGCUGGUGAACUUCGAGAAGCUGCGAAUGAUCGCCAAGGAGAUCCGGCAUGUGGUGCGCAUGACCUCGGCCAACAUGGACCCCGCCCUCAUGUUCAGGCAGAGGAAGAAGAGGUGGAAAAGUCUUGGGUCUCUCAGCCAGGGCAGCACAAACUCCAACAUGCUGGACGUCCAGGGGGGGGCGCACAAGAAGAGGGUGCGCCGCAGCUCGCUGCUGAACGCCAAGAAGCUGUACGAGGACGCCCAGAUGGCCCGCAAGGUCAAGCAGUACCUGUCCAACCUGCAGGUGGAGACGGACGAGGAGAAGUUCCAGAUCAUGUCCCUGCAGUGUGAGCCGGCCUACAGCACCCUGUCGAAGAACCUGAGCGAGCGGCGGUCCACCAAGUCGGACAUGUCGCCCGUGUCCCUGCGCUCCACGCUGCCCGCGGGGAAACCCCACGCCCCCAACCGCAUGAGCCAGGUGCUGCAGGUGCCCCCCGUGAGCCUGUACCCCUUACGCAAGAAGAGCACCGCCAAGGACAUCGCCGCCGCCCACAACUCCGGCUCCCCACUGGUGGUGAAGAAGCCGCCCGGCUCGGCGGAGGAGUGGACCACCGCGAAGAAGGCGUCGGAGGACACCCUGUCCACCGUGUCGUCCCUGCAUUCCAGCCCUACUGUGUCCCCCCAGGACUCGCCCCGAAAAGGGGGCGGAGUCCCUAAGUCUCAGAACUCCAGUCAGAUGAACCUAUCAGGCUCCUCCUCCUCCCUGACCAGCGAGGCCAGCACCAAGGGCAGCGGCUCCAGGAGCUACGGGAUAGGCUACGCCCUGAUGCCUGCUGGGAAGUCGGACAACCUGUCGGACUCGAGCCACAGCGAGAUCUCGUCCCGCUCCAGCAUCGUCAGUAACUGCUCUGUGGACUCCAUGCCCAUCCUGGGGGCGGAGGAACGCUGCCAGAGCAAGGCCAGCUGCCUGCAGGACACGCCCGCCCCAGGCCCCGCCCCCGGCCACGCCCAUCCCGUGGCAGACUACGGCCAGGCCUGCAGCAGCGCGGCGUUGGCGAGGGUUCCGGCGGCGGUGGCUCGGGCCGCCUCCUUCACCGCGUCCGCCAGCCACGAGGAGCUGGCGCCCGACCACGUCUCCCUGGAGACGGCCGACAGCGGGCGGGGCAGCUGGACGUCCUGCUCCAGCAACUCCCACGACAACUUCCAGAACCUUCCGCCCCCGCCGCGGGGACCCUGGGACCUGGCCGCGUACCGCCACGCGCAGCUGGGCGGCGCCAUCGCCGAGGUGGAGGCGGGGCCCGCCCGCCACGACGACGCGGGAAAGAGGCUGUCCCGCGACAGCUCGGAGCUCGACCAAUCGCGGCAGAGCUGGGCCUCGUCCAGCUCGCUGUCGGACACCUACGAGGGGAACUACGGCACCAUCAAGCGCCGCGCCGCCGAGAACGCCGCCGGGUCGCCAGGGGAAACGCCCGACUCCGCCCCCGGCGCAGACCCCGCCUACAAAACCAUCACCUCAAGCACAGAAAAGGGGCUCAUAGUGUACUGUGUAACCUCCCCCACCAAGGACGAUAGAUUCAGGGGUCCGCCCCCGACUCCGCCCGGAUACCAGGGCAUCUCCCUGGGCGACGCCGCGGAAGGAGCGCCGCGGCCCCCCCACCUAAAACCGCCCGACUAUAGCGUGGCGCUGCAGAGGUCAAAGCUGCUGCAGAGCCCCGUCGGGCUGCCCCUGCCGGGCGACGCCCUGCUUCAGGCGAAGAGGCUGGCGCACGGCCCCCAGGUCUGCGAGGCCUGGCCGGGCAGGGCAGCCCUCCGCAGCCAGCCCGAUAGCGAGGACGAUGAUGAGCAGGUUUCUGCUGUGUAGGCCUCCCCCGUGUGAUGGGCAUGUGGACGGACAGACGGGUGGAUGGGCAAGACAGAGAAGAGGGCGCCGGGGGAUGGGGGUCAGGCUUUGGGGGGGUGCGGUCACAUAAGCUAGAUCAGCCAAUUGGCACCUCUCUCCCUGUGGUCACCAGAGUUCUCACUGAAACCCACACGGGGGAACGAAAACAUUCCAUUUCCACGACGUUAGACUGUGGGCUGUUUUUAAUCUCCCUCGCUCUCCCGGGAGAGUGACUUUUGGACCAGGGUGCCCUCGCGGCCUUCUCCAGCUGGCUCUCGCUGCGGAAGGGGAGAGACGGGAACGAACAUUGACUCGCACGCGAGUUGGACAUUGCGUAAAACUGAAGUCAAUCAAUUCCGAGGCAAAUUCUUACGUCUCCAGGCUCAACUUCUAUUUAUUAUAAUUUUUAAAAACUUCCUUUUUAUUGCUUUUCGUUUGUCUGAAGAUUGGAACUGGCUGAUUUUGCAUCUCGCUUUUUUUUUUUUUUUUUUUUACGGAUUCUUAGCAUUUUUAGCAGCAUGCUUUGGUGUAUAAAUACAAAAAGUGUGAUCUAUUACAUACCCAGAAAGGAAAGACAGCAGGAGUACAUUUUUUUUUAAUGAAGCAGAAUUGUAAAACGUUCGGUCAGAAUGCUAAAUUCAGGACUGAGUUCAAACUUGUUUCGAUGUCGUUCGUGUGAAGAUCUUAUAACGGCUUUCACGGUUUAGUUUAAAACUCAGGCUGUUGCACGAGCUCUCAUCCCGGUCAUUGCCUUGACCGCUCGCUGAUUCAGCGGAUCACAUGAGGUACUGCAGUGACGUACUACCGUUUGUAUGUUCAGUAUACCGUGUGUCCUUUAAACUUGCUUCAAUGGGGCAGUUCGCCCCCAAAAUAAAACUGAUAUAUUUCCACUUACCCGGAGUGUUAUCUAUCCAUCUGGAUAGUGUCGCUGAAGUUUGGCGAGUUCUCUAGAUAUCCGCUGCGGCUCGCUCUCAUACAACGGACCUCAACGCGACCGAGUUUUGUGGGGCUCGAAGCGGCCAAAAAUGUACUUCAUUUCUACCGAAGUAUGGCGACUGUGCACAUUCCCACAAAGUCUCAAUCUAAGCACGCCAGUGUUCUGGGCCGCAGCGUCAACCUUGUUUUAAAACGCCGUGAUGGCACUCAUAGUAAGUGGAAACAUAGCUUUAUUUUUUAUUUUUGGGUGAAAUGCCCUUUUAAUAUGUUGGAAGGACACAUUCAUACUGCAAUAGAAACAUGUUUUUUUUUCUUGAAAUACAGUGAGAUUGUUUUACCGAUUCUGCUAAACACAAAUGAACAACAAGCUUUAAAACCAUGCGGCCAACAAUUAAGGAAUUGUUUACACCAGUUUGCUUGUUUACAGUGUUUUUGAAAUACAGUAGCUCAGAGCAACAUACAAGAACAAACUUAGGUGUUCGAGGUUGUAGAAACGGCUUUUAUUUAUGCAGUUAUAAUUGUACGGAUGCAGCGCUGUUAACACAAAAUGUGUUUGGUUUUCUGCGUACCUCACCUGCAAUAUCAGCCAUUUAAAAAAACUGGAACUUUUUCCUGGAAAUGGAGGAUGUAACAUAAGUGUGAACUGACAGAUUUUAGUUCAGGGGAGAUAUAUUUAUACGUCAGGUUUUCGAUGCUCCAUGCUUUGCCGGCUACACCCUUGAAAAAGUUCAGCGCAUUUUGUGAAAUGUUCCGAUGACUGCUUUAAUGAUUGCUGCCCAUCGUAAGCAAAUAUAUAUUUGUAUAUUCUAAUGAAAUUGUUGCCCUCUAGUGGUAAACUAUGGAAGUGUAGAAUUGUAUAAUAUUAAGGGAUAUAACUGGAGUAUCUCUCUCUCUUAUUUCCUUUUGCUGUUGGGACCCAGUGUUUAUUUUGUAUCAUUUUGCCAUAAAAAAGACUUGAAUAUAUUAAUGGUAAUAUAUAAAUAUAUACAUAUAUUUUUGGUUUAUUAUAAAUGAAUGUUACUGAUCAUGUAUAGUUGAGAAAAGAAAGCUAUCUGUAAAGACUGUAUUUUUAAAUAUUUUGUUCCAAUAAAAUCCAAGGUUGUGAUUUCUCUUUUUCUGUGGUAGGGCAGGAAUCUGUUGAGGAUUUAUUUAGACUUUUGCUUUGUUUUCUUGCCGUGGUUUAUGUUUUUGUUCUCGUGUGCUCUGAGCUGUGCGUUAGUUUGGCUUUAAAGGAUCCGCGCGGACGUUGUGCGUUCGGAGAACCCUCAGAGGCCCCUCCCCUCAGCCUUCUCAGUGGGGAAUUCUGGGUAACCGGACGCAGGCGGACACCUCAAAGGUGAGCAGAUGAAUCAAACGACGACACGCCUUCAGCUGUUUAGACCAGUCACUCCCUUCACCUCCAAAGCACAUCAGCUGUCUCGACAGGGAAGGUCUCCUCUGUGCUCUCUCUGCCAAUCAUUCCGCUGUCCCCGCCCUCGUAGUGCAAGCUCCGCCCAUUUCUGGGCCUGCACAUUCACCAGAAGCCUGAACGAUAUUUAGUAUUACAGUCUGCCACAAACUUUGGAAAUACAUCGUAGAUAAUAUAAAUUAUAUGGACAGAGAUGGAUAUUCCUGAUCUUUAUAUUUUCCUAAUUUAAACAAACAGCUGUAGAUUCAUGUAAAUAUUAGGACAGAAACUCGGACGUCGGCGACAGCAAUGUUUUUUUUUUUUUUUCCUGCUUAUUUCAGCUUGCAGUGUGGCUUGCCUUUGCAUGGCCUUGCUGUAUUUCCCAUUCGGGUGAGCUGAUCAUAUUGAUCAGGUGUCAGUAGCAAAACUCCCUUGUUAUCCGGUGGAGUUCAAGAGGAAAAAUAGUCCUUCCAGUUCCGCACACUGUGACACAACAGUCUCACCGUGUUCCGCACACUGUGACACAACAGUCUUGCAGUGUUCCGCACACUGUGACACAACAGUCUAACCUAACAGUGAAAACCUGACUUCAAACACAUUUCAAAGCCCCAUUUCCCAGUGUGUGUAUAGAGUUAAUCAUGAGUAUGUGGACCUGCCUCACUGAAUUUCACACCACUACCAAAUUUGAGUUUAAUGUUUAUUUAAUCAGAAGUUUCGCCUUGCGUCAGGCAUUCUGGUUGAUUUAACAGGAAUCUUACAGGAUAACCAGCUCUUUGAUUUUGGCCAUCUGAGAUUGCGGUGUUUUUGUUUUGAAGGCUUGAUAUCGGUCCCUCGGCAUUGCUACUCAUUAACAGGUAAUCCAAAGGCUAUUUUAUCACUCCCGACAACACUGGAAAACUCGCCUAUUUGCCGAUUCUUUCUGAGCUUCACUACUUGCUGAUAGCUGGCCUCUAAUGUAGUAUCUGGAAUGCAUUAAGUGAGAUGUGAAAUUAAUGUAAAGCAAAUGUAGACCUGUGGCAGAACAGCACAAUUGUAAACAUACCGGUAGCAAUUGUACUGCACGGGUCCAUGAAACAAGUAUUACUCACUCUGUCGCUUUUGUGUCCCACUUUUGAUAGCUGUUGUAACUUAUGUCUUUUAGAAAGACAAUUUUUUGCCUGUAUGCUUUUUUGUAUUUUUACCGGUGAGUGUAAAUAUUUGUUAUAUUUUUGUUUAAAAGAAUGUUUUAAAAAGUACUGUUCAUUUCUCCAAGUCUCUGGUAUGAGUUUGAACAACAAUAAACUAUGUUAAACAUUA